Messenger RNA from Lecanosticta acicola, 1131 nucleotides. The record is from the annotation of a GenBank genome assembly. Lineage: Eukaryota; Fungi; Ascomycota; Dothideomycetes; Mycosphaerellales; Mycosphaerellaceae.
AUGGCUGGGUUCGUUGGCUUUGCCCUGAACGCUGCGGGUGUGGUUGGACCCAUGGCACUUACCGCAGGCCUCGACAAAGCAGAUCGCCAAUCCGAUGUCAAUGUCGUUAUUAUCCUCGGGACCGGCGGCGGCCCUAAAGUCUCGACCAGUGGGAACAUCCCACACGUUGCAGUAUGGGAUGACGACGGCAACCGUAUCGGCCAGUAUCACCCCGGCAAGAAUCAGAAGUUUGGAAAGAUGGAUUCGACGACUAUAGGCAUCAAUGCCUAUCAGAAUGGAGGCGCGAGUACGGAUCCAUAUUACGUGAUGGUUAGCAACUUGGACAACGACGCCAUCUGCGUGGCCUCGAUUGCUGUUUCGAACGAGAAGAUCAGCAGUACCUUCUUUGGCGAUACCGGGAAGAUGUGCGGCCAGUCGUGGUUCUUGAGUGAGAACAAGAUUGGAGAUAACUUCUACAAACCGGCUUGUGUCUGGCUGGAUGCGGACCAUACAAACAAGAUAAAUGCGCGGGCCCUCAGCUUUCAUUUGAACGACAUGGCACCAGACCCAGACAAAAUAAACGAGUACAACCAAAGACCAGAGACGCUCUGCCAGAGUACUCCGCGCUUUUCGUUCUGGGGCAAUAUGUUGCCCGAUGGCAUCCCUCCCUUCUUCAAGCCAAAGCUCGAAUAUCUGGUUGAUGCAGAUAACGCCAAUGGCGAGGGCGCAGACAAGUUUCCGGACCGCGUGAUCGACAAACCCCAUCAGUAUAACAAAGCGGUAUACAUUCAACAGGGCGAGAAGGCUGCAAGGGCGGCAAGGAACUUGCGACGAAGCGCCAAUGCCACCAUGAGCGCCAACCACAAUCCAGAGCACCUGAUCAUCACCCAUCAUACGGAGGAUAACGUCCGCGAAGUCUGCGAACAUAAGAACUCGUAUGGCUGGGACAUUGUAUCGACCGUGCAGAACUUGUAUUGCGACAUGGAAACCAAGCAACUCUAUCAGCUUUGUAACGGCAAAGAUCUCAAAGAGGACUGCUUCGAUAUGAACAGCAAGACGAUUGUUCCGAAAUGCGGUGUGAAUGCUCGAGAUGAAGUCGGCUCAAAUAUUCCGGUCAAAGCAUACACUUCAGAGGCUCAUUGGCAGGCGUGA